This is a messenger RNA of Lethenteron reissneri (Far Eastern brook lamprey), 3913 nucleotides long. It is a transcript of the gene SLC35D3, whose product is annotated as solute carrier family 35 member D3. Lineage: Eukaryota; Metazoa; Chordata; Hyperoartia; Petromyzontiformes; Petromyzontidae. The record is from RefSeq and is a predicted model, not a curated record.
CAACGUUUGUGCGAUCCACCGACCCUCGCUGCCUCCACAGUGCUGGAGUACAGGCCACCACGUGCACGACAGCCCCCACGGCCCGGCAUCUGUGAUGACACGAUCAAUGGCACUCAACGGCAUGAACGCAGCGCGUGCGGAAUGCAGCAACGGACGGCACCAGGCUAAAGCACUCACAAGAUGAGUUUGAAUGGAUCGUCCGGCCAUUGAGACGAUGAAAUCAAAUUGGCUUCGGUAAAAAAAAAGAGAGAAAUACGAACCGCACAUCAGAGCGAGGAGUCCGGGAGGGCAGAGGAAGAGCGAAGCAGUGGACGCAUCGCAGUGCACAUUUCGCUGCAAUCUCCACUCGAGGCUGCGACCUCCGGCGACCUCCGUGCCAGGAUGGCCUUCGAGUGCGUCCGCGGGCGACGCGCUCGCGGGGUGCUCACGGCCGUGGCCCACGGCCUCACCUCGGCGUCGCUCAACCUCCUGCUCAAGGUGCUGCUGUCGAGCCUGCACUUCCCGUACCUCACCCUGCUGCAGCUGUCCAGCUCCGUCCUCUCCGCCGUGACGCUCGAGUCGUUGCGCCGCUGCGGCCUGGCGACGCUGCCGCCGUUCAGCUCGGAGGCGGCGCGCGUCUUCGCGCCCGUGACGCUUCUCUCCGUGCUGCACUCCACGCUGACGCUGCUGUCGCUGCGCGGCCUCUCGCUGCCCACGUACGUCGUCUUCAAGCGCUGCCUGCCGCUCGUCACGCUGGCGCUGGGCGCGGCGCUGCUGCGCGGCGGGCGUCCCACGCUGGGCAUCAUCGCGUCGGUCGUCGUCACGACGGCGGGCGCCGUGCUCGCAGGCAUCGGGGACGUGACGAGCGACCCCGUGGCCUACGCGACGGGCGUGCUCGCGGUGCUCGUCCACGGCAUCUUCCUGGUGCUCAUCCAGCGCACGUGCACCGACAACUCGGGCGGCCCGCUCGCCGCCCAGUACGCCAUAUCCAUCAGCGCCUCGCCCCUCUUGCUGGCCUACUCGCUGGCCAGCCAGGAAGCCAUCCACGUGUGGGCCUUCCCCGGGUGGCACGACGGCGCCGUCGCGGUGGCCUUCCUCGGCAGCGCGGUCCUGGCCGCCCUUCUCGGCCUCACCACCGUGGCCUGCACGGCGUUCAACUCGGCCGUCACCACGAGCUUCGUCGGGGUGGUCAAGAGCGUGCUCACCAUCUCGGUGGGGAUGCUGGUGCUGCGCGACCCGGCCGCCGAGCCGCCGUCGGUGCUCUUCCUCUCGGGGUUGGCGCUCAACACGGUCGGCUCGAUCUUCUACUGCGUCGCCAAGUACUGGGAGACACGCGAGCGCAGGGACUACGACGAGCUGGAGGAGGCGCCGCUGUCGAUGGCGCUCUCGCCGCAGGGAGGGGGAGGAGGAGGAGGGCAAGAGGAGGACGGGAGCGGUGGCAGUGGCGGCAGUGGCAAACAUGUUACCGAGGGACAGGCCGGGGUGGCCAUGGAGUGGCCGAGUGGUGACAAAGUGGACAACGGCGGCGGUGGAGGUGGUGGUGGUGGAGGUGGUGGUGGUGGUGGAGGUGGCGGUGAAAGCGCCAGAGGUGGCGUUGCUGAUGACAGCGGCGGCGGUGGUGGUGGUGCCGCCGCUAAAGAUGAUGGCGCCGAGCAGAACAUGAGCAGAUUCCUCGCCGUGUGGAGGGUGCUGAAAGAAAAACGAUUUCAAAAUCACGAACCUUUAAAAUGAGCCCUACAAUAUUAGUUCAGCCCUUUCCACGUGGAUAUUUAAAGCAUCGCAAGGGAGGGGGGGGGGGUCGUUUGACCAUCGUGGGGUCGUGACCAUCGCCGACCUUGUGGCGUUAUAAAGAUACCUUGAUGAUUUUGAUGCCUUUUUAAAAAAGCAAUUGAGCUCAGGUUGUGAUAUUGUGCCAACGAGUGGUUGUGGUUGUUGUUGUAGCUCAAAAACGAAUGGCUACACGUGUUCAGGGCCCACCUAGCUUGCAGUGCGAGCAUGCGCACAGUGCCCACCGACCCUCCAGAAGGUGACGCAAGCAUGGACGAUAACCGUACGGCCGUUUUGCACGAUUUUUUGCUGUCGUCUUUUCCCCAGCGCCUCCUCUCGUUCGAAGCGAAACCACCGCUCGCUCCCUUACGCCGCACACGAUCACGGUGCGUCGCGAGCGGCUUGCCGCAAACCUCCGCCCGCGACGAAGGAAUUCGAGAACAGACACCUCCAGCCGUCAGCGUAGCGGCGUGGUGAACCCCACCGGGAAGCUGAUGCUACGCACGCCAGUGACCUUCGCCGGUUAAUAAAUAAAAUGUCACGGAAGAUAAAACUUAACCGGCUUCUACUUAUUCUCAAGUGCGUGCAUUCCUUUGGUUGCUCGCUAAGUCUUGCCUACGGUGUUGCCUCUGUGCGUCUGCCGCCGAAUGAAUUGACUCUGCGGGGUCACUCGGAUCGCCAGCGGCUGCCCUUUGCUGUCGGUGGUCCUUUUAAGAAUUCCGAAUGCUCGCUGACGCGCGGCAUUUCACUUGUGACAGUGGUGCUGAGUCUAUGCAUGUCAGAGAUGUGAUAUCCUGCCUGCCGAGGAUUUUAAAGCUGCCUUUUUGACCUUGAACUAUUUUGAAUGAUCUAAAAUGCAUGUUAAUGCGAUACAUUUGAGUGCUUUGGUAUUCUGUGAAACAGAUUUGUUGUAUUGUAACUUUGAAUGCGUUCGAUUAUUCCCAGGACAAUUAUAAGGGCGUUCCAAAUCAGAUUGGUUAAAGCAAUUAUGUUGGAUAAUUCGGUCCACACGUUCAUCUGACAUUCUACUGCAAUUUACGCAUUAUCCUUGCAUGGGGUCCUUUUCUGGGUGAGGUUUUUAGUUUGUUCUUGCCAAUUAAAAUCCCAUUGAGGAAUGGGUGUCUUGCCUAGAAAUAGGCGGCAUUUUCCACUUGAAACUCUCGCUGGAAGCAGCGUCACAACAUUACCAACCCUCGGUCAGCUAACGCUCUGUGCGAUCAGAAUCAGAAUAUUGAUUUAUACCGGUAAAAUCCGGUGAGCUAUAAAGCUCUUUUUCACAGAUGUCCAGUAGAGGAUGACGUUACAGAAAACAAUUAAUCUUUGAGGUUCCUUCAAUUGCCAUUGAUCCACAUGAGGCCUUGCUGCAUCUUUUCGCAUGCCCUCUUAUGGUGGAUUGUUCAUUUGGCUGGCAAUUGCACUGUAUAUCUUACAGUCCUCGAAUGAGAUUAAAAGCCAAAUUGAAUGAGAACGGUUUUAUUUUUCCGCAUCAUUGGUGACCAAGCGGAAACCAUCUACUCCCAUCACUAAACUGAGAAUCCAGUUCAGUGAUGAUAAUAAUCACCAUGAUGAUAAGAAUACGAAUUUCAAAUGUGCACAGCAUUCACUUACUCUCGUAUAGAGAGACCGACUCAGGGGCGUGGGAUUAGCUACCGGCAAACAGGAAGGCAGCCGUGCAAUGAGCCGGCGCCAAGGAUUGCCCACGGUCUGCGGUCCUCUACAUAUAAAGGUGUUAUCGGCCAAUUAGUGAGUGUUUACAGGUGGGGUGAAACCGGAGCACCUGGAGAAAACCGAAGGGUACGAGGGGUACACACUGUAUCCCAUAGAGACGUUCUGUCCACAUUUCGACCGUACUACCGUCUCCUGGCAAGCCGGGGUAUGGCACCCCCUCGAUGGCCACGGGAAGGGAGUUUCGCAACAAUUGUGUGAACCACCAACCCUCGCCUCCACAGUGCUGGCUUACAGGCGUGCAUAGCCACCACCGUCUGGAUAAUCACUGGCGGAUGCAUGGAUUUUAACCGAGAAUCUCAGCAUUGCUGCUUCAGUACUCUGACAUCUGACCCACCGGUCCAUCUCAUCUCAUUUUCAAAGAACUCUUCUCCACCGCAAAGAAAUGUCUGAGUUGGAUUGUUUUCGUUUUCUAAAUAAAGUGUUGCCUGGAUUCUAAAUA